CGACAACCGCUUGUACAUAACUUCUAGCUUUCCGCUUGUUACAACUCAUUAACUUUCAGACAGACGCUUCUAUCAUCGUACUAUAAAGCUAUCUUGCAAGGAGCCUCAUUACAAGCCAUUGACGGCUGACAUAUACCAACACCUUUUUAACGCAGUUCUUCAUAAGCGUAUCUUAUAAUGGCAGCAGCAGCACAGCCUACAAUUGAUGAGCUAGAGAAGAAGGAGGAGGACGAGUACCGCACAGGGCCAUUGUCGGUCUUGACUCAGAGCGUCAAGACCAAUGGCCAGGUCCUUAUCAACUGCAGAAACAACCAUAAGCUGCUGGCGCGUGUAAAGGCCUUCGAUCGCCACUGCAACAUGAUUCUGGAGAACGUCAAGGAGAUGUGGACGGAGAUUCCCAAGACGGGGAAAGGGCAAAAGGCUUCUCGACCAGUAAACAAGGAUCGCUUUGUCAGCAAAAUGUUCCUGCGGGGAGACUCCGUCAUCAUGGUCCUGCGCAACCCCAAGUAAUGUGGAGAUCGUGCGCUUGGAGCGGUCUCCCGCUUUGGAACUUGGCAGUUACUGGAUAGGUACAGCAGUAAUAUGGAGAUGGCGGCUUACAGGGUCUUCAGAGCAAUGGGAUUGACGGUAUGGGGGUGAAACCCUGGGACGCCGAUGGCGGCAAUGCCCCUCUGCCCUUGGUGGGGUGUAGCGGCAGACGUAGUUGCCGUAUAGGAUGGUUGUAAGGAGGUUGUACUCUGGUAGAAUCUGGGAGAGGUUAUGCCUCCUGAUAUGUUGGCAUGACUCUAAAUUGCGAAGGUUACAAGGGGGACCGGAGGGUCAUCGCUUCCCUUCGGGUUUGCGUUCUUGAGACAUGACGAAUGCCGGCCCCAGGCAUGCUUUAUGGACUGGCGUAGGUAAUAUGAUAGUGCAACACACUGUCGGGACGUGAGCUUUGCUACGUUGUUGAUGAUAGACGAGGCCGUGUCUCUUUAUGUGCCGUACUGCAUUUCCGUACGGGGUACGACCUGGCCUGUUGCCUGGGGUGCUGUGUGUUGGGCUCGCAGGUGGGAGGGACUGCUUUGGUUCUGUGUGGGGAAUACGGGCUUAGGCUUGGGUGCUUCUGCACCCUUCCCCUUUCCCUUACAAUCGGGCAUGUAAGUCCUGGCACGGAUGGUGGCCUGAGUUGUACGACACAAUUGCCAUGCUGUAUAUUGUGCUUACGUGGCGAAGGGUCCUUUGCCUUUUGUUAACACAUCAACCAGCAGAUUACAGUACUGGUGCUAUUCUGGUGCUAUUCUGAAGGAAAAUGGUAGUAGUGUAGAAGCAAGGAUCUGAGGGUGGCUUGCCGUGGGCCCUGUGCCAAGGUGGGGGGGUAUGGGCGAUGCCAUCAGCAUUCAAGCUACAGGUAUGACCCCUUGCAGACGGUAGGCCGUUCCAGCGCUGUCAACGUCUGAUAGUGUCGGGCCCUCUCCCCUACGAUACUUGGUAUUGCGAAUAGCUUGCAUCACCACUUCAGAC
This is a messenger RNA of Astrephomene gubernaculifera, 1500 nucleotides long. The record is from the annotation of a GenBank genome assembly. Lineage: Eukaryota; Viridiplantae; Chlorophyta; Chlorophyceae; Chlamydomonadales; Astrephomenaceae.